Messenger RNA from Didymella exigua CBS 183.55, 2856 nucleotides. Its product is annotated as autoinducer 2 sensor kinase/phosphatase luxQ. Bases 1 to 2856 code for a protein of 951 amino acids. The record is from RefSeq and is a predicted model, not a curated record. Gene Ontology annotation, molecular function: phosphorelay sensor kinase activity. Lineage: Eukaryota; Fungi; Ascomycota; Dothideomycetes; Pleosporales; Didymellaceae. Gene Ontology annotation, biological process: phosphorylation; phosphorelay signal transduction system. The transcript has 2 exons.
AUGGGCUCGCAUGCGGCUGAGCACGACUGGACUGAAGACCUACCCCAAACCGACCAUGUACGAUUUUUCAGAGAUACGGACUGGAGCAAGAGCAAACUGGGGCCCGUGGGCACAUGGUCUUCUACGUUGCGACUCCUCACAGGCUUUGUGUUGGCCGAUUCUCGUGCAGCUUGCUUAUGGUGGGGCCCAGACCUAGUCGCCAUUUACAACGAACGCUAUGCGCCACUCGCAUGCAAAGCCCACCCCAAACUCAUGGGCUCGACCCUCCAGCAAGGCUAUCCCGAGCUCUGGACUGAGAUAAAGCCAUUCUUCGAGCGGUGCAGAAAAACAGCUGCAGGCGUGGAUUACUCUUCAGAAGCAUCACUACUAAUAGAGCGCAAAGGAUGGCGAGAAGAGACUUUCUUCAGCGGCAACUUCGUCCCAGUGGGUCCUGCGUAUGCGCCGGAGGGUUUCUACAAUUCCUUGUUUGAAGUCACUCAACAAAAGUUGGACGAUCGCCGCACAAUGCUGCUGAAUGCUCUUACUGUAGUUCCGAGCAUGACUGUCGACUCCGUCUUUGAUCAUGUCCUCGCGACCCUCAAGACGAAUGCAAACGAUGUGCCCAUGGCGCUAUUGUACAGGAUACACGAUGAUACGAAAGCAAGCAUAUUGAGCCUGGAAGGGCAGAUUGGUAUCCCAGAGGGCCACAGCCUACUUGCAGACAAUAUACUGAUUGAAGAUGAAGAAGGGCUGGCUCCUGAUCUUUUAAGCGCUGGUGUCGAGAUCCUGGCAAUCGACUGCGAUAAGCGAUUUGAUGGAGUCGACUGGCAAGGUUGGCAUGAGUGCGCAAAGAAAAUCAUCAUUCUGCCGUUGACCAACGGUGUGCGCCUCUUUGGAUACCUUGUUGUCGGAACAAACCCCUACCGACCGUACCCAGAUAUGCACUGCGAGCAAUUCCACCGAGACCUCAAGCGUAUGGUAUCAAGCUUGAUAUCAUCCGCCUUUCAUUCUGAAUCUUCCAAGAGACGCCAGGAACAAUUGGAAGCAGACUUGGCUUUCAGCGAUCUAAAGCUUCGACACCUGAUCAAUCACGCGUCAGUGGGUAUGUGCCAUGUUUCGCUCGAAGGAGACAUGUUAUGGGCGAACGAUCACUACUACGAGCUAGCUGGAAACAACGCAGCCCAACACACAGGGCCUUUUGCUUUCCUGGAUGCAUGCUAUGACAGCGACCAAUACAAGGCGGUAGGCAUCUGGGAGGAGCUUCUAGCUGGUGAGGAUCAUGUCACGGCCGAGUUGCGCAUGAAACGUCAGUAUAAGCCACCUCUUGGUGAGCCUGAGCCGGCUCACAUCCACAUCAUGGCAUUUCCUUACCGCGAGAACGGCGCGACUAAGUCUAUCAUGGCCUGUACUACUGAUAUAUCCAGGCUGAAGUGGGCGCAAAGCUUCCAGGCUCGACUGGCUGCAGAGGCACGCGAGGCCAAGCGGCAACAAGAAGCGUUCAUUGACGUUGUAUCGCACGAGAUGCGCAACCCGUUGGGCGCCAUCGUUCAUUGCGCAGAUGCCAUCACGUCUGUGAUCGAAGAAUGCCAGGCACGGCUUACAAAUAUCCCGGGGCCGUGCCUAGACGCACUGAACGAUAACAUCGCGUCAGCAAACAUUAUCCUACAGUGCGCUAACCACCAGAAACGCAUCAUCGACGAUGUUCUCACCCUUAGCAAGCUUGACUCUAUGCUACUAUCGAUCACUCCCACGCCUGUCAAGCCUGCCAAAUUAGUCACUUCGAUUGUCAACAUAUUCGAGGCCGAACUGAAAAGCAACAAAAUCGACUACAGCAUCUUCGACGACCAGUCUCUGGCAAGACUCAACAUUGAUCACCUCUUGUUAGACCCAUCUCGCGUCACGCAAGUCUUCAUUAAUCUUCUCACCAAUGCCAUCAAGUUUGUGAAGCCGUCCAGCAGCCCCCGCAUCGAGGUCCACUUCGGCGCCUGUCUCCAUAGCCCUCGCUCACUCUUCCCUCCCGACAUGUUCUGGGCCACGACUAGUAAUCUUGACAACAGUGUCACGAGCAGCCCAGAAUGGGGCAAUGGAGAAGAAGUCUAUCUCGCAUUCAGCGUUAAAGACACUGGAAUCGGUCUCAAGAACAAAGAAAUACGCAACAUCUUUGAGCGUUUUAAACAAGCAAAUGUCAAGACGCACAUCAAAUACGGUGGCAGCGGCCUUGGCCUAUUUAUCUCGAAUGACUUGACCGAGAAGCAAGGCGGAGAGAUUGGUGUCUCAUCUGUGCUCGGUGAAGGGUCGACAUUCGGGUUCUACGUAAAGACUAGAAGGGCAGAACGAAGACCGCAGACUAUGGGCGAGAUGGAUAGUGAGUUCGGCGCGAAGAAAAGGACGCAGCAAGCAUUGCAAGUGCUUCUUGUCGAGGACAAUCUCAUCAACCAGAAAGUUCUGAGCAAACAGCUCAAGAAGGCGGGUUGCGUCGUCAGUGUCGCAAACCAUGGUCUAGAGGCUCUUGGUGCACUGGAGAAAGACAAAUUCGAUGUCGUGCUCAUGGAUCUGGAAAUGCCUGUCCUUGAUGGCCUGGCUGCGAUGCGCAAGAUUCGAGAGAAAGAGAACACGGAAGAGGGGCUGCUUGGAGAAGCUAUGAAGCUGGAUGCAAGAGGGGGAGACCGGUUGCCGAUCAUUGCUGUCACAGCAAAUGUCAGGAAGGAGCAGAUCGAUACUGCCAUGGAAGCUGGCGCAGACAGAGUGAUGCAGAAGCCGUUUAAAGCCGCUGAUCUGGUCUAUAUGAUGAAGAGCCUGUUGCCACAAGUUACAACGCCGAAAAUCGACUCACCGACACCAGAUUGGACCAAGAAAGGAGACGGUCUGAUACCUUGA